This is a messenger RNA of Aspergillus aculeatinus CBS 121060, 465 nucleotides long. RefSeq lists its product as uncharacterized. NCBI's taxonomy places the organism in Eukaryota, Fungi, Ascomycota, Eurotiomycetes, Eurotiales, Aspergillaceae. Bases 102 to 344 code for a protein of 80 amino acids. The record is from RefSeq and is a predicted model, not a curated record. The transcript is spliced from 2 exons.
AAAUGGAGCUGGAGAUGGAGAGGGGAAGACCAACUUGAGUGGAGAGCAACCAGAUUUUGGUGAGCGGUGGGACCGAAUCAGCAACGAGGGCCUCCCACCCAAUGCAAUGGACUGACCGAAGAUUACUUAUUCACCAUAAGCUAAAUGAAUAUUGCCAUUGGCGCAAGGUCGUCUCACCUUGCAGUCUCAACGCUAGGCGCAGUCGGGAAAACUUUAUGGAACCGCCUACGGAAACGGCUCCCCGAAGGAGGGCCGACUGCUGCGCGCAUUCAGUUUUGACCAUCAUUGCCUUAUGUGCCUCAAGUGACCUGGAGCUGCAUGGGCAGGGAGAUCUUGUUUUGUGAUGCAAUUGCAAUAGACGUGUGUUGAACCCUGAUGAUGGUGGAUGUUAGGCCGCGGGAAUCGAGUCUUGGAGGCUCAAAUACUGCAACAAAAAUGGCGCCCGCAUUCAGAUUCCCCCGGGAG